GAAAGAGCUAAAGAUAAAGAGUGAAGACUAACGUUAAAGAGAUUGGUCUUUCAGGCAUUUCAGCUCAUUUUUAGCCCGGAUUGACACCAUUUUGUAAGGAUGACUUCAAAAGCAAAGCCGAAUCCGAAGCAUCUUGUUCAAGGAGACCCUAUACCACCUCUAAAAAAGGGAGUUCCUCGUCUCUUCAGUUUCCGAUUCUGCCCUUUCGCUCAUAGAUCUCGACUUGUGCUUGCAGCCAAGAAUGUAGACUAUGAACUGGUCAACAUAAGUCUCUCCAAGAAACCAGAAUGGUACAAGACAAAGAAUCCUUUUGGGACUACUCCAUGCUUUGAACAUGAUGAGAAGAUAGUGAGAGAUUCUUCCAUUGUCUGUGAGUAUGUGAAUGAUGCGUAUCCUGGUGUCAACCUAUGGCCUGAGGAUCCGUACAGGAAGGCUCAGGAUAAGAUGCUCCUGGAUUACUUUGGAAGCAAGAUAAGUCCACCAUUCUUCAAGGCCACCUACCAUCCUCCCCCAUCCUCUACAGAAGACUUUCUAGCCGUCUAUCAGAAAGAACUCUAUGUUCUUGAAGAGGAGCUUAAGAAGAGAGGCUCUGCUUUCUUUUUUGGAGAGAAACCUGGACUGGUUGAUUUCAUUAUGUGGCCUUGGUUUGAAAGAUGGGCUGUCCUGGGAGAAGACUUUCAUAGAGAGAACUAUCCUACGCUGAUGGGAUACUGUGGUCGAAUGAAAGAAGAUCCAGCCGUGAUAGAAGCAGCUACACCUGAUGAGAUCUAUCAAAAUAACUUCAAGAAACAGAUGGAGGGAAAUCCCCAAGAUGACUACUAGAAACAGAUGGAGGGAAAUCCCCAAGAUGACUACUAGAAACAGAUGGAGGGAAAUCCCCAAGAUGACUACUAGAGACAGAUGGAGGGAAAUCCCCAAGAUGACUACUAGAGACAGAUGGAGGGAAAUCCCCAAGAUGACUACUAGAAACAGAUGGAGGGAAACCCCCAAGAUGACUACUAGAAACACCUGUCUAUCAGCAUGCUUUCUCAGGGUAAUAUAUCAGGGUAGAGUAGCAAGUUUAAUAGGCCAGAUCGUAAGUGGUUCUGAAUUGAUGGAUGGAAUAUUAGAAAACUAUGGUAGAAUAAUAGUUUGUUUUUCAAAACAUGCAUGGAUGUUCUACCAAAAGUACCUUGUGGUGAACCAGUGCACUGAUGUGUUAUGAGACAUUGAAAUGAAAUAGUAUAGACACAAGUAUGCUAAAUGUGUACAUUAGUUGUUCCAAUGUCAUUUGAUACCCAAGCUUCAGUC
Messenger RNA from Strongylocentrotus purpuratus (purple sea urchin), 1290 nucleotides. RefSeq names its product glutathione S-transferase omega-1. Gene Ontology annotation, biological process: glutathione metabolic process. The record is from RefSeq and is a predicted model, not a curated record. The coding region runs from base 100 to 822 and encodes 240 amino acids. Gene Ontology annotation, molecular function: glutathione dehydrogenase (ascorbate) activity; glutathione transferase activity. Gene Ontology annotation, cellular component: cytoplasm. NCBI's taxonomy places the organism in Eukaryota, Metazoa, Echinodermata, Echinoidea, Camarodonta, Strongylocentrotidae. The transcript is spliced from 6 exons.